CACACUUUAUGAAUACACUAAAUAGCAUUAAUCUUCAAAAGAGCUCCAUUUACCUUUCCAGAGAAACCGACCGGGGAAAGUGCAGCAAAGAACGUUUGGCCCAGCGUUGACCCACCUACUGCAAGACUAAAGCCAUCUUCCAAGCCUGGACUCUCUCUGGAGAAGAGAAUGAACCGAGAGCAGCGGAGGUGGCACGUGCUCACCAACGAGCACAACCGACUCACGUUUGCCGUGAGUGACGAGGAGGCCAAGUUGAACAAGCUGCGGGAGUCACUGAAAGCGAAGAGCGUCCAGCCAACGGACCACAACAAUGAAGAGGCAUUCAAGCAGCGCAUGCGGCAGCUGGAGAACAACAGAGACAAGAGGAAGAUUAAGUUCAUAGAGGCUUCAGAAAUCCAGACGGCCUAUCAACACAUUCGUGAACACCUGGAGCAGGAGGUCCGAGGUAUGUUCGUGGUCAUGGACCAGAAACGGCAGGACGUUGCUGCCGGACAGGCGGAGGUGGACAGAGUGACCAAACAGUUCCGGUCCGCAGCAGCUGCUGACAGACCCCUGACAAGCAUGGCUCAGACGCAAGACGGGACAAUGGCGAGGAAACGAGAAAUGGAGAGCGAGCUUUGCAAACUGAGUGCAGAAGAAAAGGAACUGAAAAGGCAAAUGGAGUCACUGGAGCACCUCAGCCCCGCGGUGCAAGGCAGGCAGAAGGAGCGGGAAAUUAAAGAAGAAGAAGAAGAAGAUGCACCCUCGGUUCCAGUCGCAGAUCAUCAGUGUUUUGACGUCUGUGGUGCUUCCCAGUCUGACGUGAAGCUGGUGGAGGACAUGGAGGCUCUGAAAGAAGCUCUGGGCUACACUGAAGUGCAGGAACUCGUGGACAAAGUGGCGUCACAGCGAGCCACCAUGGAGCAGCUCUUCGCCGAGAUAGGCCAGUACGAGGACUUGACCAGGCAAGAGGCCAAGACCCUGGCUGAGCUGGAGCUCCAGUACGCCGAACUCCAGUUCAGUGCCAAACCUGCAGCGACAAGGGUUGAAAUGCAGGCCGAGGUGAAUCAGGAAGUGGUCCGUGUUCAGCGACUGCAGGCCGAGCUGACGCACUUCCAGGACCUGUUGGACACGGUGGAGCGGGGGGUCAAGAACCUCUACUUUAGGAUGAGCUGCGUCUUCGUGGAGGGGCUGCCCAGAGGACCCAGGGCGGACUGCACAGACCCACUGGGGGACGUCAGGGCCCGCAUGCCAACAUUACUGCGAAGAGCAUCGGAGCUGGAAACUAAGAUCUGCGGCUCGGACCAGGAGAAGACGUCGCCCAGCUUGGGUCUGAGCGGCAGAAGAAGUCCUUGAGCCAGCGGAACCUCACGGCCGGUUUGAUCCGGGUAACGAAAUAAAGGAGAGGAAAGCAAGAACGCAUUUGGUUCGCUGGUUUGUUUGAUGUCUCACUUU
Messenger RNA from Pseudoliparis swirei, 1434 nucleotides. RefSeq lists its product as uncharacterized. Lineage: Eukaryota; Metazoa; Chordata; Actinopteri; Perciformes; Liparidae. The transcript is spliced from 11 exons. The record is from RefSeq and is a predicted model, not a curated record. Bases 169 to 1335 code for a protein of 388 amino acids.